AUGCUUGUCAUACAACUGCUCUUUGCUUUGGCCAGUGCUGCACGCAUGGAUACCGACGCUGCGGCAGGAUCCCGCGCAGACUUGUGUGAUCGUUGGCUGUUGGUCCAGUAUGAGGACGGCAACGAUGGUGCCAACUCCUCCGAAGACGUUACGCGUGUGUUCGGCUCCUUCCGGUACCUCGCGCAGGAAUGGAAUGGUGAGCGCGAGGUGGUCUUGGCCAAAAAGCAGCUGCCCAAUGGUUGCACCAAGACGUACGUGGCCAACUGUGAGCAGGGCGGCUUCAUCAAGAAGGAGGAGUGCCCUGGCCAGGAGCCUUCCCUCACCAGCAAGUGCCUCGGUGGCUUCGGCUGCCUCUGGUACAGCCGAAAGACCGACCUGGAGAGCGGGGAAGUUGCCACUGUUUUUGAUCCAUUGGAGGGCCAUCGCCAGAUGUCGUCCGGGAAGGUGAUGUUCUCCACUUUGGACCCGCACAGGGGCGUGGCCUUGGAGCGCAUUGCUCGAAAUGGCUGGAAAGCCGAGUGGGGCUGCUAUUGCUGUCAACACAGCUACAGUGCGCUGUCGAACCCCUUCUCGUUUUCAAGCGGCCGGGUGGCGUGGAGUUCUAGGAGCGGCGGCCUGCAAGAGUGCAUGCUGGCCUGGCGCAUGAUUGGCAACGGCAUGAACCACGAACAGCCCGCCGACAGCAGCGUGCUGGGAGUCCUGGCCUUGAUCCCGGAGUUCGUGGGGACGUUUCUGGACAUCUUCUUCACGGGCACCGUGGCCCGGCACCUCGCCUGUUCCGCCACCUGCACCUUGCGGGAGGCCAAGUUCGAGCCCAACAAGUACUCUUACACCAAGAUUUCCACAGAGUUCGACAAGUACUGA
Messenger RNA from Symbiodinium natans, 864 nucleotides. The record is from the annotation of a GenBank genome assembly. NCBI's taxonomy places the organism in Eukaryota, Dinophyceae, Suessiales, Symbiodiniaceae.